CGCCCCUCUUUACUUUUUAAUCUCAUCGAUAGUUUAAAAACUAAGCAUUACUCGAGGAUCGGAUAAAAAAAUAUCUAUUACAUACAAAGCUGUAUUACACAAGUUAAACAUGAAGGAAUUACAACCAGUCAAAUUUUCUGAAAUUAUUACUUUUUCUUUGGCAACACAAGAAUGUUUGGAUAACAUAACAACCAUAGAUCAAAACGAAGCAUACUGUAGUGCACUUAUUUCUGAUUCAGGAAAGUUUGUUUACUUAGCUAAAGGAGGGUUAUUAGAAAUGAUCAAUCUCCCAUCUGGUAAAAGAAUAUCAGCUUGCAAUUUUAGUUCAAUAAACUGCCAGAGGACAAUUACUUGUUUCUCAUUAUAUCAAAAUAAAUUACUUGUUGGUCUCAAAUGUAAUUCUAAUAUCUCAUCAGGUAUAUUAUGUGUUUAUGAUCCUGGAGUAUCUCGAGUUAUAGCAGCUAUAUCAAUUCCAUCUUCACCUUCAUCAAUAUGUGUAAUUAAAGAAAGUGGUGGUGUUUAUGGAGAUGUAUCAUUUUUAAGUGUUUCACUUAAGUGUUUUUUUGGUGCUGCUGCUGUUGGCACAGUCGAUGGACAUUUAUAUCUGAUUGACUUACGAUCAGAUGAAACAGCAGAACUAUUUUCAAUUUCAUCCCCAAGUUCAAUUCUUGUUAUUGAUCCAGCUGAAAUUGGCGAUAUAAUUCAACUUCGAGAUAAAGCUAGAGUAACUGAUAAAUAUUGCGCUGUAGAUUUAGCAGCUUCAAUGUGUUCUUACAAAACCUUUAAAUAUGUAUCUCCAUCUGGAAAAAUCCUUAAAGUAAGCUCAUCAGAAAACUGUGGAGUGACUGCGUUAGAGUUUGUGAAACAAGCAAUUCAGUUAGUGGUUGGAUUUAAUUUUGGGUGUUUUCAAGUUUGGUCAUUGGAACAUUUACAGUUGUUGUAUAGCAGUGAUAUUGGAUUAAAUUUGUCACCUGUCACACAUCUUGUUACACAGGAACCAGAUGAUGAUCCAAGACAUUGCUUCUAUUUAUGGGUUGGUAGGAGUCCAUUGCAGUCACAACAAAGUAUCACUUCACCCACAUCUCUGGAGUUGUUUCAAAUGCUUUACGAGAAAAAAGAAACAAAAAAGAACUAUGGAGUUAUUUACAAAAAUCUUGAGUGUGUGAUGAGUCGUUUUGAGCACAAGCUGACAUCAGAUGUUCAUCAUCUUGUUGACUCUCGAACACCAGGAAGUCGUAUAAUUACAUUGAAAUCAUUAGAUGGAGAUUUAUCAUUGUGUUAUAUUUUGUGGGAAGCACCAACAGGAGAUGGAGGAUUAUCUUGCCAUCUUGGUGUGUUUGAUAUAAAUCGUUGGUAUCAAAAGCAGCUUCCCCCAUCCAUACGACAAGCAAUGUAUGGACGAAUGGAACCACUUUGUCCGUUUUUUAUAUUUUAUUCUAUGACAGAUAUUGCAGAAAAGUUUCUUCCUGUUGGUUUAGUGGAUAUUUUUAUUGAUGGAUGCAGCUGGAAUAACUUCCGCUCAGUGGCAGGACCUCAAAGUGAACAAUUUUAUUGGCCAUCAUCCUCUUCAUUUAAAGCAGUUUGUGUAUCUGAAACCGGGUGCAUUUUUGCUGAAAUGCUAGGCACACAGAGACAGAUUUUGGCUGAUAUUCAUCAAUUGGGAACAGAUACAUUCUUAGAGUCACAAGAGUUGGUUCAGUCUUGCUGGGUCACAGGUCUGCUGAAUAACUUUGACAUCAGAAGAGCUGACAACGAUAAGCGAAAUACUGAAGCAUUACUUACCUUGUCUUUGGAACAUGGAGAUUUAAGUUUUAUUACAAGCUGUAUAAGGAAAUGGUCUCACGGAAGUGUGACUCAUACUGGUUAUAGUAUAAAGCUUAUUUAUGACUGGGCUUGGAACCAAGUAGUGCAGCAUAAAAAAGAUCUUGAUGAGUUUCAUCCACAGCUGUUUAACAGCAUAUCAGAAGAGCUAGAGGAGGAAACCAUAUGCUCCCUAAAGAAAAAUUCUGUUGAACUGCAAUUCCUAGUUGAGAUUUUCAAAGAAAUAGAGAGAGCAAAAGCUUUAACUUUGGAUGAAGGAGAAAAAGAAUUAAAAACACGAACAAAUAUUGUUUCCUAUCUUUCACUGUAUUGCGAUGUUUUACUGCUACUCAUAGAUGGUCGUGUUCUUCCAGAGCUAGAUCAAAAAAUUAAAAAGUCAUCAAGAAAAAUAUCCUAUCCAUUUGAAGUUUUAAAUGAUUUUUAUGAUGCUCGUCGCAUUGAAAAUUCUAAAAAGAAUGAUUCAAACUUAUCUUUACUCAUUGAUUUGAUGUUAAAUAAUUUGGAGCCAUUAAACAUAGGGUCUCGAGAUCAAAUUGAAGAUGAAACAAAGUUAAUUAAAUAUCCUCCAUUUUCAAUUGAGAUAAUGUGUUCUUUCUUCCUUCAAAAUCUUUCUGAAGACGAAUCACCACUUUUGCUUUUUUAUUAUUGGAUCUUAGAUUUAUGUGAAUGUGUAAGUGAACUACAAACUAGCAAAACCUCAGAAAAAAUUAAAGAGUGUUUAAAGCUGUCCCAAAACUCAUCUAUUCUUGUUCAAUCUUUUUGGCUGCUAGAUCAUAAAUUAUAUGCUGAAGCUGUGGAAUCAUUAACACAAUUUAACAUGGCUAUUCCAUGUAUUUACUAUGUGCACAUAGUACGAUUAUUAUACAAGCAGCAACAAACAAAUCUUCUCUUAGCAUUUUGUUCCUGUAAAGAACCUUCUGGUGUUUUAGAAUUGUCUGAUAUCAAGUACAUUGUAAAAGUGUUUUUGAACUUAAAAAUGCUAUCAAGUGCAUAUAAGUUUCAGAGUCUAUAUAGUAAUCAAUCAAUUAAAGAACAGGUUUUCUAUUAUUUUUUGUUGAAUUCCAAAUCCAAUGGUCUUUUAGGAAAGUUGAUUUGUCUGUCUUUGUCUACAGAAGAAGAGAUACAAUUUCAAACAUUUUUGGAAUCAAGCGACGAUAACAAUAGUUACUUGAUGGUGUUUUAUCUUGAAAAGCGAAUGUAUUCAAAAGCAAUAGAGCUUUCAAAAAGACUUAAAAACAUCAAUACUGUAAAACUUGACCAUGUUAUACAGGAUCAAAUAAAUACACAAUGUCUACUUGUUGGAGGAUUUGUUAAAAUGUUGCCUAAUUCACAGCAAAAAAGAAUUUAUAAUUUAAAAACAUUGAAUAAUGUUCUUAAUUUUCCAGAUGGUAACUUAAAUCCACACUCAACUCCACUAUCUACUAUUAUAAAAAAGAGCCAAAAUAGCUAUCCUUCAGCUGAACUUUCCAUGCUACAUAACAUGCUAUAUAAAACUUAUCAUCAAGUUGCUAAAAUAGAUUCUUCUGGGAGAUAUUUUUCAAAUCAAAAAAGAAGAAAAGUAACUCUUUUCGAUAGUGAAGUAAUUUCUCCAAGCAAGAAGUCUAAAGAUAUGCCUAUGGAAAAGAUAAGUCAAUUACCAAUUGGUUCAGCUCGGAGGCAUUUAUAUUCUGGUUCUGAUGCUUACUUGUUAUUAAAAACACCACCUGCUAGACUAAGUAAAAAGAUUAUUCAAACCACCACAGCACCCAGUAAAACGCCUCAAUCUAUUCUUAAGCCUUUAAACAAGACCAUUGUGCAAACAAAUGAAAUUAAAACUGAUGCAUCCCGAAAAACUUUAUUUCAACUGCCAGAACAAACACCGUCUAGAAAAAUACGAUUUGUCGGUUUUAGUUCACCUAAUACUAUAUCUCCCAUGAUAUCACCUUUUGAUACCAUUCAACAUACAAAUAAUUUAUGUGAAACUUCUGAAGACUCGUUUAGCAGCAGUGUAAAAAGUGAGACUCAAGUUAGCUCCCCAAAUUUUGCUGAAGAAAAAACAAUGGAAGUGUCAGAAAUUCAAUUGGAACAGAAAUUAAACGAAAGCAACAACGACAGUUUUGUUAGUUUUGAUACAAGUUAUUCAAUGUCUAUUAAUGAAAUACUAGAGUCUUUGAGUUCUAAAAAGUCAGAUUAUAAGAGUGAUAUCAAUUUAAAAGAGAGACUGAAUGAAACUGACUCAUUCCAUUCAUCUCCAGCUUCAAUAAACUUAGAAGAAAGCCAAAAUGAUGCUUUAAAACAACAAUCUUCUACCGUAUUAACUGAAUGUCAUAAUUCUCCAGUCAGGUUUUUUGAUGAGUCACCUGCUCUUUUAACAGCAUUGCCAUUGAGUUCAAAAUCUUCAAAAGAACUAGUUUCUGAUAGCUUUAUAUUAUUAACUUCUAGUGAUGAAGAUUCUGUUAAAGAUGAAGAGUCAGUUGAUCACUUUUCUGCAGAUGAAACUGAGUUAUCGCCUAAACUUAACAGAAAUCAAGAUGAUUCAGAUUGUUUUUUUGAAUCAUUAGAAGAACAAACCAAUACGCAGGAGCAUAUUUCUGAUUCUGCAUAUAUUACAAUAAAUGAAAAAUCUAUCAAAAAAACUCAAAAAAAUGAUUCAUCUAAUAAUGAAUGUUUUAAUAAUGAGGUUAAUAAGUUUAAUAUUGAAAAUAAUUUUGUUCCUAGUUUUGAAGAAACACCCCAAGAUACAAACGAAUGCAAAAUCAACUCAAAGGAAUUUGAACUGUGUUCUUCUGAAAUUAAAAAUAGUUACACAACUGAACUUGAACAGUAUUCUUCUGAGUUAACAAAUAGUUGUUCAAAUGAGCUUGAACAGUAUCCUUUUAAGGUAACAAAUAAUUGUUCAAAUGAACUUGAACUGUAUCCUUCUGAAGUUUCAAAUAGUUUUUCAAAUGAAUUUGAACAGUAUCCUUUUAAGGUAACAAAUAGUUGUUCAAAUGAGCUUGAACAGUAUUCUCCUAAGGUCAUAAAUAUUGAAAAUAUUAAAGAAGACAGUGAGGCGUUAAACAACUUGGAAUUGUAUUCGCAUGACUCCCUUAAAAGCAAUGCAAAUGAUUUUUUAGAGAGUUCUACUUUUAAUGUUGAUCAAAGUGUUAAGUGUAAUUAUGAUAUUGAUUUUGGUUUUGAAAAAUCAGACAACACAUUUUCUUUUAAUGGAUGUAGUGAAGAAACCAAAAAAGAAUUAUUGAGUGACAAUAUUUCUAUAAAUCGUUACACUGUUAAACAAGUUGAAAGUUUAAAAGAAAUACAAAAUGAAGUUUUUCUUUCAGAGGAUUUUGUCAAUGAUGUGGAACACAAUGAAUCAUGUCAAAAUGUUAUACCAAAUGAUGUGGAACACAGUGAAUUAUGUCAAAACGUUAUACCAAAUGAUGUGGAACACAGUGAAUCAUGUCAAAAUGUUAUUCCAAAUGAUGUGGAACAUAGUGAAUCAUGUCAAAAUGUUAUACCAAAUGAUGUAAAACUCAGUGAAUCAUCUCAAAAUGUUAUACCAAAUGAAGCUGAAGUUUUAAAUAGAAAUGUUGACUUUCAAGUAAAAUUACAAAAUCAACUUUCUUCUGAUAAUAAUGCAGAUAUUGAAAUAACUGAAUCUAGCUACAAGCAACUAUAUUUUGAUUCAAUAGAAAAUUCUUCAGAACAUUUACCUAGUAGAAAUGUUAUUAAUGAAGAGAAAAAUCUAACAGCAGUAUCAACAGAAAAUGAAGCAACAAGUUUAUGCAAUCAAAGUCCAGGUGUCUUAAAAGACAAACAAAAUGUUAGCAAAUUGAACGAGCCGACCCCCCUUCGAAGAUCUGCCAGAAAGUCAGUUUUGCAAAUCAAGACACAAACAGAAGCAACUCAAAUCAAACGUAAUUUAAAUUAUUCAGAUGAACCAUCUUAUAGUUUAAUUCCACCAAAAGAUGAUGAACUAACAAUCAUUGAUCCUGAACAAUUAUCUGAUUCAUCUGAAAAAAUAGUGGACGUUGAAAUAAAUAAAAUAAAAUCUACUGAACAGAUUAAAAAAACUCGCAGAACAACUGGAAGAAGACUUAAAAAUGAACAAUACUUACCUUCUAAUGUGGAAGUUGUAAUGCAUAAAAUGCCAAUUUCUGAAUUAGAUAUAGAUUAUAAACGAUUAGGACAUUCAUACACAGAAAGCUAUGUUGAUUUAAUGCAGCCCCUCCAAAUAAUACGUACCAAUGAAGUUGAAGUAAAAGAAGAACCUGAAAUUCAAUUUAAUAAAAGUAUUGCAAAACAAGAAAAAAUACAAAAAAAGAAUAUGGACAGCAGCCCUUGUUCAUUAUCAGAAGUAGAAGCUAUUAAAACACCUAAAAAAAUUUUAAGAACAAGAAACAAUUUAAAAAAAGAGGACACUGGUGAAAAAAGUUACUCUAGAACAAAAGCAAAAGAUGUUGAGAGAAUGUUUGAAAAUAAUGAUGAUGUGAAUCAAACAAAUGAAGAUGAAUUAAAUCGAUCAAUGAAUACCAGUUAUUCGCUUAGAAGCUUACAGAAUAAAUCUACACCCAGCAAAUAUAUUACUCGAAAUAAACAAAAACAAGAAACUCCUAUUCUUGUUUCUAAUAUUAACAUUAAAACCCAAACAUUAGAGAAAAAUACUUCACCAAUUGAACACAAUAAUGAAGUCCCAUCUAGGAGAUAUACAAGAUCUUCCUUUGGUCGAAUUGAACAUAUUGAAGAUCCUUUGCUAGCAUUGAUUGAAACAGGAUUGACCUCAGAAACAACUAGCAAUAAAAAAAGAAGUCGCUUAUCCAGUAAUGCACGUGUCAACAAAAACAGUAUAUUAAACUUUGAAAUUGAUAAAGACGUUAACGCUCAAACUCCGAAGCGUGUUGCCAAGAGCAAAGCAAAGCCUACUGAGAUUCUUCCUCGCCGCAGUACAAGAAGGUCGGCUCUUCCGUAAAUGAAUGAUUUUUUUUAUAUAGAGUUGAGGUUAUCACUUUUUUAAAAAACAACAUUUAAGAAGUGGUUGUUAUAAAUAUUGUUGAGUUGAUCCGAAAUUAUUUCAUCUUGUAAUAUUUUUGUUUGUGAAUUAUUUUUUAUCAAAAAGAAACAUUAGUAUAUUAA
This is a messenger RNA of Hydra vulgaris (swiftwater hydra), 6915 nucleotides long. RefSeq names its product protein ELYS. The record is from RefSeq and is a predicted model, not a curated record. Gene Ontology annotation, molecular function: protein binding. Lineage: Eukaryota; Metazoa; Cnidaria; Hydrozoa; Anthoathecata; Hydridae.